This is a messenger RNA of Aegilops tauschii subsp. strangulata, 1281 nucleotides long. RefSeq lists its product as uncharacterized. The record is from RefSeq and is a predicted model, not a curated record. NCBI's taxonomy places the organism in Eukaryota, Viridiplantae, Streptophyta, Magnoliopsida, Poales, Poaceae.
UUAGAAGACACCACCCAAAGCACACGAGAUCAACCAACGCUAGUUCUCUCUUCUUUAUACGCGCGCCAACGGUAAUGGCCGCAGCUGCAGGCUUGGUAUGGGCGACCUUGCUCAUGUGCGUUGCGCUCGGCGCCGCGCAAACUGAACUUACGAGCUUCCAGAGACUACUCCUUGCCAACUUCUUUCCUCAAGGUUCCGUGCCAUCGCCGGUGAGGAUAUACUGCAGGCAGGACGCCGCGCUGAACGUGGCCAUAGUCGGCGGCAAGGUUGUCCUCGCAAACGCCAAGUGCAGUGACUGGUCACAGAAAUGGUACGUUGUGUACACCGACUCCACCUUGUUCAACGGAAAGUUUGAGCUUAAGCCCUUCUCCCUGGUGAAUGCACAGACGCUUCAGGUCAUCACGGUCACGAUCCCAUCAGGCAGUUCACAGAAGGUGGAACUGUACAGCCCGCCUAGCUCCCCGUGGGAGCUGCAGAGGUUGCAGAACUGGCUGCAAAAUGCACGCGAGGAGCUGUGGACGCCGGAGCAACCCAAGUCGCCGGAGCCCACACGUACCGAAGGCUUUUACAGACUGUUUGCUACCAAAAACAAUGAGAAGACAGCUUUUCACCUCAACGGCCUCGGGGGCGGCGUAAAAGUCGGAACGGAGGUCGGGAUCUAUUCUGGAGCAUCAAAUACAGAGAACGCCCUAUGGCAGCUGACUUCAGACACCGCCCUCUGUGCCCCCUGAUGAGCUAGAAGACCACCCCAUUGUGCUUAUGUGUUUGCUGAAGAAUAAAUUUUACAUUAUUAUCCACUCCCUUGUUUAAUUUCCUGCGUUCGUCAAAUUUGCCUUCGUUUUUAAGAACUGUACCUUCUUGUUGGUCCUGUAGCAAUGUAAGCACAACCCAGUGUCCCAGUUCAUCCAUGAUAUUACCAUUGCCAAUUUCCGUAAAGAAUUGUUCUUGCCUGUUGGUCCAGUAGCAAUGUACUGAAGCACAACUGAGUUCAGCUACGAUAUUAUUAUUUAAGAAUUUUUCUUGUUGGUCGGGAGUUCAGCUAUGAUAUUAUUAUUUUUCAUGUUCUCUCGUCGUUCUGCUUGUUCCUACCCCAUUUGUAUUUUAUAUACUCCCUGCAUAUGUUGCCAUGGAAGAAAAAGAAUAUGUUUAGAAAUAUUGAUCAUAACAUUCACGGGCAUGGGCAUAUCAUGCUGUUUUUUUUUUCUUUUUACGGAAGCAUAUCAUGGAUGUGGCUUAUGACUACGUUGUGACAAAUAUUGCCUUACACUUGCUUCCAACAAU